AUGAUCAACGCUUUCCUGGUCUUCAAUGGUCAAGGCCAGCCCCGCCUGACCAAGUUCUAUACACAGCUGGACACCAGCAUACAGCAGCGCCUGAUCUCCGAGAUCUUCUCCCUCGUUGCCAACCGCCCACCCGGAUCGUGCAAUUUCCUGCCGUUGCCGCCGUUGCUGGCACCGCCAUCCGGCUCGACCAGCGGCAGCGAAGCGUCCGACUCACCCUCCCUCGUCACGUACCGCCACUAUGCCACGCUGUACUUUAUCGUCAUCUCCACGGCCACCGAGUCACCGCUCGCCCUCAUCGACCUCAUCCAGGUGUACGUCGAGUCGCUCGACCGCCUGUUUGAAAACGUCUGCGAGCUCGACCUCAUCUUCAACUUUGAGUCGAUGCACGCGACCCUGGCCGAGAUGAUUAUUGGCGGCGUCGUCAUCGAGACAAAUCUGGACCGCAUUGUGGCGGGCGUGCGCGCCCAGGGCGCCGUCGCGAAGCGGCCUGUCAACAGCGGCAACAGCCUGACCAGCAACGGCAGCAGUGGCACGGGGAUUGGCGCAACGCUCGGCAUGGGCGGCAACUUUGUGUGGCACGGCCGGUGA
Sporothrix brasiliensis 5110 is the source of this 588-nucleotide messenger RNA. Its product is annotated as AP-3 complex subunit sigma. Bases 1 to 588 code for a protein of 195 amino acids. Gene Ontology annotation, biological process: vesicle-mediated transport; protein transport. The record is from RefSeq and is a predicted model, not a curated record. Gene Ontology annotation, cellular component: intracellular membrane-bounded organelle. The transcript is spliced from 2 exons. Lineage: Eukaryota; Fungi; Ascomycota; Sordariomycetes; Ophiostomatales; Ophiostomataceae.